Fraxinus pennsylvanica is the source of this 1188-nucleotide messenger RNA. Lineage: Eukaryota; Viridiplantae; Streptophyta; Magnoliopsida; Lamiales; Oleaceae. The record is from the annotation of a GenBank genome assembly.
AUGGUGGAGAAGGGAAUGGCAGCAGAGAGUUCAAAUCCAUAUCCACCUCCUCUAGCAGCAUAUCAAGAGGUUGCCAGCUCCCGUGAACUGUUCUUGGAUACUUUAAAGAAACUUCAUGUUGCCAUGGGAACCAAAUUCAUGAUCCCCAUUGUGGGGGGCAAGGACUUAGAUUUGCAUCGCCUCUUUGUGGAAGUUACUUCUCGUGGUGGUAUUACAAAGGUUGUCAGGGAUAGAAAAUGGAAAGAAGUUACUGCUGUUUUCAGCUUUCCUUCUUCAGCAACAAAUGCUUCUUUUAUACUUCGCAAAUACUAUAGUUCAUUGCUUUACCACUACGAACAAAUUUACUUCUUUAAGGCUGAGUGCUGGACUCCUUUGUCUACCGGUGUCCUACAACCACAAAACAAACAAGCUUCACCUCUACAGAUUAUAAAUACUGAGACGUCUUUGUCUACUGAUGCUUUUCCAAAUGUGUCCCCAAUUACUGCUACACCUCAUGGAUUGGCUGAAAGCAUCCUACCUCCACAAAAACAAGAUGCUUCACCUCAACAGAUUAUAAAUACUUCUAUGUCUUUCCCUGAAGGGAAUGAAACAAGUUUCGACAAAAGUAACUUGGAAGGAUCUCGAAAGGUGAACGAGGACUUUGAAAUUGGGGCAUCUUUCCGAGCUGAAAUGGAGAAUAAAAAUGAGAACCUGGAGAAUUCAAAGAACGAAGAAGCAUCUGGGCUGCAGACGCAACAAGAUGUGGUUGGAUGCGAGGACAACAGUCCAGGACAUGGACAAAUUGUCAGCAAUGCAGUUCCUGUACAUCAGUUUCUUCCAAUGGCGGAUGCCGGCUUUAUGGAUCUUGACGUGACUGUUCAAACUGAAGGUAAUACCUCUGCUUAUGAAAAGAGUUCUGCCAAUUGCAAUUUGGAAGGUUAUGAAAAGACGGAUGAGGACUUGGUAAUGGGGACAACUUUCCAACUUGAAUUGGAGCUGGAAAAUGAAAAUGUUGAGAUUUCACCGAAUGGAGAAACAACUGCGUUGCAAAUGGGACGAGGCACAGUUGGAUGCGAGGCCAAAAAUCCAGGACUUGGAGGAAUGGAGGAAGAAGAAGAUGAUGUGUCAAUCCCUGUGGGAGAAGGAGAAGUUGACCCCAUUAACACCAGUGAAUCAGUUGCCAUCAACAAGGGCCAUGAAAGCCCUUGA